UCGCCAAAUGUCUUCUUCAUGAGUCCGCAUUUUGCGAGGAUUUCUCCGUCUUGCGGAAAGCGGGGAAUUGUGGUCACCCUACGCAUAAAGCUGUGAGUUUGGAUUCGACAGCCGGUCUUCAGCUCAUUCCUGUCUAACCUCCCAUGACAUGGCAUAUCUAGAUGAGUUGGAGGCAGCCUCGAAAGAGCUCUCGGCCGCAGUCGAGGAUCUUGCCUCGCAUUACAGAAAUGGGAGGACUGACAGUCUAGGUGCUCGGCAACCACAGCUGAUACCAACGGGUGCACCUCCAGAGGUCCACAGAGCAAGAGAGUCCGCGUUGGCAAGUCUGACUAAAUUGCAAGUCAUGCUGGCAGGACCGACUGAUCUGCUGCAGAAUCUGGCAAGCCAGAUGCAGUUGCUCGCCUGUAUACAAUGGCUUGGCGACUGUCAAGUUCCGGCUUGUAUCCCUUUAGACGGCACAGCCUUGAUCAAAGAUGUAUCCAAUCUCAUUGGGGUGCCAGAAAGUCAACUAUGUCGCGUUAUCAGAAUGGCGACUACUGGAGGCUUUCUCCAAGAGCCCCAACCAGGCCAUGUGGCCCAUAGCGAAGUCUCAGCAACCUUUGUGACAAAACCGUCGUAUCUCGAUGCAGCCAUGUUCUUGGCUGAAACGGCUACUCCUGCCGCCUUGAAUAUGGCGACAAGCAUAAAGCAACAUUCUGGCUCCGAUGAACGAAAGGAUGGGGUCCCUUGUCUAGUUACGUUCGCCACUGCCAGUGAAGCCCAAUUGCCACGCCUGCAGCGGCAGUGGCAGGCCUAUCUCAGAUACGGAACGGGCCAUGUAUGCGACACGGCUACAGAUGUCUUGACGUGUCUAGAGGGAAUUAGCGUGACGAAUGAGUCUGCCGUCGUUGAGGUCGGCGCACGAUCCACAGAACGGGCAAUCGCUCUCGCAAACCAAUAUCCAUCGCUCCACUUUACAGUCCAACUCCAAUCCUCCAGACACGACAGACCUCGGACCCCAAAUCCCCGCAUAACAAUCUCGCACCGCCAGCCAGGAACCCCACAACCAAUCCUCAACGCAGCACUCUACAUCCUCAACUUUCCCAUCCCUGUGCCAGGCUUAUCACUUACCCUGAUGGCGGCGCAAUUCUCUGAUGAGCUUCGCGCGCAUCUCCCUGCACUCAGACUCAAUCGUUCAGCGACAUUGGUCGUCAUCGCUCCCUCAAUGUCGGACUCGGAAGAAGGGAUUGUGUUGACGCGAAUCCGCGAUCUGUCCCUAAUGCAACUGGCGAGUCAACGCGAACUGGGCUUAUCCGAGGUGAUCAAUCUGCUGAAUGGGGUCAGUGACGGGGAGGGAAGGUUGGUGCUCGUGAAUCAAGUGCGGUCGGUCGGGAAGUACGGGGUUGUUGCGUUGGAGGUGAAGUAUCAGCCUCAUGAAUUUGUGAGAUAGGAUGAUCUGAGUGUAGCGGAUUGAACGACGUGAAAGCAAUCAUUCUGAAUCUACGAAAAUUGCCCGUGUCUCUCAGCGCCAUGUCCCUUCAUUGCCGUUUCGGAUAGCCACUAUUGCAGAAGACUGACUAAAUCCUGCGAACUCAAGCUCGGCCGUUAGCCUCGAGCUAAUACCAGAGUCAUAUAGGAUGACGGCCUGCCAAGGCACUGUUGUCUUCGAGCUUGGUAUCCGUGAUAGGUCUUGUCAGCAAUCCUUUGGCUUGGCGUCGGAGGAAUUGAGACAGCGGAACGAUUAUGAUGACAAUCACGAGCACGAAGGAUAUUGCCAAGGUAUCGAAGCGUUCUCUCCUUGUCGUUCUUUGGCUCCUCAGUAUGCAGUGCAAUUAUUGCUGCC
Molecule: messenger RNA, 1822 nt
Organism: Aspergillus homomorphus CBS 101889
Lineage: Eukaryota; Fungi; Ascomycota; Eurotiomycetes; Eurotiales; Aspergillaceae
Exons: 3
Molecular function (GO): methyltransferase activity
Source: RefSeq, a predicted model, not a curated record